This is a messenger RNA of Oikopleura dioica, 888 nucleotides long. The record is from the annotation of a GenBank genome assembly. NCBI's taxonomy places the organism in Eukaryota, Metazoa, Chordata, Appendicularia, Copelata, Oikopleuridae.
AUGAAAACUCACAAAACAGCGUCAUCUACCGUUCAAAAUCUUCUUUUUCGCUAUGGACUCCGACACAACCUCACAAUCGGCGUUCCAAAAAGUGGUCGCCAGCACCAUCUCCUCGGGUACCCACAUUUCUUCAAUAAAAAUAUGCUUCAAAAAACUCCGACUCCAGUACAACUUAUCGCCAGCCAUGUUCGAUUCUCCGAAGAUAUAAACGAAGUUUUGCCAAAUGCGACGAGAAUAACGAUUCUAAGAAACCCAGUAGAGCAAUUUGUCAGCAACUUUUUCUUCUUUCAUAAAAUUGCCCCAUUCAAGGACCUCGAAGAAAGCAUUUCAGGCCUUGAAGAAUUCUUCAAGUCACCGCGAAAAUACUUCGCUAGAAAAUCUUGGGGGCAAUGGAUGGCGAAAAACUCCAACUUCUUCGACCUUGGUUUUUCGAAUGACAUUUCGAAUGAAUCUGAAAUUCGCGAAAAAGUGGAGAAGACGAUCGAGUACUUUGACUUCAUCAUGAUCUCUGACAGAUUUGACGAGAGCUUGAUUUUGGUGAAGGAGAAAUUUUGCUGGGAUUGGGAAGAUGUUCUUGUGUUUUCGAAAAAUGUUGGCUCGAAGAAUAAUUUAACAAUUUCUCGAGAACUCGAGAAAAAGAUCAAAUCCUGGAAUCUUGCUGAUUCGACUCUUUAUUCGCGAGCACUCCAAAAUUUUGAAGUUGCUAUAGAAUACUUUGGAGAAAAUAGAAUGAAGAACGAAAUCGAAACGCUACGAGUCAAACGACAAGACGCACAAGAAAAAUGCUCGACCGAGAAAGAUACACAAUCGCAAAAAUGUAAAUUACUUGGUUUCUCUGAACACGAUUUUACGAAUUUUAUUUGGAAUAAAAAUGCUGCCGAUAGCUAG